CAAUAAUAUUAUUGAAAAUGCAAGAAAAUUAAUUUUCCUUUUAAAAUAAUGUGUUAAUUAACUGGAAAAAUCAGAAAAUCCGUUAAAAAUGACCGAAAUACAACAGCUCAAGUUGAAUCCAUACGACGAAUACGAUCUUUACAACGAUUACGAUCCAAAUUUGAUACAGUUAAGCGAAGCAGGCAUCCAACCCGAAGAUUUCCUUCGAGAUCCGUUGAAAUCAUCUUACAAAUGGAAAUCCACGGCAUCGGGUAAAGAUACAAUACUUCAGCUGAUGCAAAAUGAAGCCGAAGAUUUGGUCCGGCGUCCCAUUACAGCCGUUCAUGGGGUAGGCUUCACGUCACGUUCGUCCAACAACAUGUUCGAUCCUUUGAACCUGGUCAGUCAAAUGAAAUCUACACCUACAGAUACCCCUAAAGAAGUAACUCUAGAGGAUCGUAUACGUAACUUGGAGCAUCAGGUUAUGCAAGCUAUCGACGAAUCUUGUAAGGCUGAACACGAUGGUAAUUUCAAAUUAGCGUUACAGAAAGCUAAAGAUGCAUCUUCUAAAGAACACGCGCUGAUACAAUUACUAGAACAAACUGGGCACGCAGAUUCGCAUAAUUUCGAUCUCACUAAUUCGGUCUUGUUUACCAUAGCCCACCAAUACGUUACCAAUAACAUGUACACCGAAGCUUUAAACAUGUAUAAGGCUAUAAUAAAAAACGGCGUGUUUCCGAAAGAAGUCAACAAAUGCAUAUUUAAAAUUAACAUCGGUAAUAUCUACGCCAAGCUGGGCAAAUACCACGAAGCUUUGAAAACCUACCGCUGGGUCCUAGAUCGAGUACCGAACACCAAUAAGGAGUUCCGAAUCAAAAUUCUACACAAUAUCGGUAUCAUUUUCGUAAAAAUGGGUAAAUUCGACGACGCUUGUUCGAAUUUCGAGUACAUUUUGCAAGAAAGACCAGUAAUGAGCGCCGGAUUUCACGCAGUCGUUUGCCAUUAUUUAUUACGUAAUGUAUCAUCGAUGAAAAAAUCAUUCCAAGCUUUACUCAAUAUUCCACCGGAAAUCACCGAAAUGCAGAAUAAAUUCGUCAUCCACGACGACGUCGACGUUCAAACCGAAGUUCUCAAACGCGACGCGUUAUCGCAAAUCAUCCAAAAAUCCAACAGAGAAGCGGAAAAAAAUAUAAUCUGUUCUGCCAACCUGAUUUCACAAUACAUCGACGAUAAUUACGCAUCAGGGUACAACUGGUGUCUCGAAACUAUCAAAAACUCAGACCAUUACUCUUCGCUUUCCGGUGAUCUUGAAAUAACCAAAGCUAUCGCGUAUCUGCGAAAUAAUAAGACACCAGAAUCGGCCAUCGAUGCUUUGAAAUCGUUCGAUAAACGAGAAAAUCGUAUUGCCAGCGUAGCUUACACGAAUCUAUCGUUUAUUUAUUACCUUCUAGAGAAUUACGAAUCGGCUGAGAGUCAAGCGUCGCAAGGACGCGAAUGUGACAUGUACAGCGCCGUAGCCAACGUCAACUUGGGUAAUUGUUUCUUCGCCAAAGAUGCUCUAGAUAAGGCUAAAGAGUAUUAUAAUCUAGCUCUGGAAAAUGAUUCGUCGUGUAUCGAAGCAUUAUACAAUCUUGGUCUGGGGUAUAAAAGAACCGGUCACAUAGAAGAAGCGUUAGAUUGCUUUAACAAGUUACGUAAAAUGGUUAACAAUCAUCCGGAUGUUUUGUACCAAAUCGCUCACCUUUACGAACUUUCCGGCGAAACUGAUCAAGCCAUAGAAUGGUAUUUACAAUUACUCGGAAUUAUACCCUCGGAUAUUGGCACUUUGUUAAAAUUAGCCGAUAUCUUCGAUAACGAAAACGAUAAACAGCAAGCGUUCCAUUAUUACUUCGAAGCGUACCGAUAUUGCCCAUCCAGUCUUACUGUCUUGGACUGGCUCGGAGAAUACUUCGUCGAAUUAAGAUUAUCGGAAAAAGCAGCAACGUAUUUCGAAAAAGCAUCUUUAGUUCAACCCGAAGAACCCAAAUGGAAACUGUUAGUCGGCUCGUGUCACCGACAAGCUGGAAAUUAUCAGCAAGCGCUACGUAUUUAUAAAAAAGUAAUGCAACAGUUCCCCAACAACACCGAUUGCUUAAAACUACUCAUUAAAAUUGGUCGUGAAUUAGGCCUGAAAGAAACCAACGAGUAUGUGGAUAGAUUGAAAAAGAUCGAGAAAUCCAUUGCUCAACAGAAUUCGGCCAAUAUGAGGCGUAAAAAUGGAGGCUCCAGUGGAUCAAGCAGCAGAGCUAGUACGUCGAUUGGUAAUGAUAGAGCUGCCUCUGGGAAUAACGAUAAAAGAACCUAUGAUAUAUCAUUUACUGAUCCAGUCGGUCCUUUGAAUAAUGAUCGUCCUAGGACGUCGGCCUCGAAUAAAUUGACCCUCCAUUUACAAACCAAAGAAGAUGUGGAAUUCGGCGAUGAUGAGUUGGAUGAUGAUCUAUUACCUUUGUAAAAACUUCAUCUUGAUUUUCACCUCGAUUUUCUGUGUUAAUUCGUCCUAUUCGUGUUUUGUUGUUUUACACACCUUUUUUUUCACGUCGUUUUGUAAUAUUAUUUUCUAGUCAUUGCACUGUGAUGUUUUUUCCGCCCCAAUAUUCUUUAUUUUUUAUACCUUUCGACUUUGUUAUUGA
Molecule: messenger RNA, 2648 nt
Organism: Planococcus citri (citrus mealybug)
Lineage: Eukaryota; Metazoa; Arthropoda; Insecta; Hemiptera; Pseudococcidae
Gene: nompB
Product: intraflagellar transport protein 88-like protein nompB
Exons: 1
Coding region: 89-2470 (793 amino acids)
Biological process (GO): non-motile cilium assembly; intraciliary transport
Cellular component (GO): ciliary basal body; centriole; ciliary base
Molecular function (GO): kinesin binding
Source: RefSeq, a predicted model, not a curated record